GGGGAGGUGAUUUCCGGCUUGCUGAAGAAAGUUGAGCAGGAGCGGUCUGCAGGUUCCUUGAUUCUGAAAAUGGACAGUCAAGGACGGAAAGUAGUGGUUUGUGACAAUGGAACUGGGUUUGUGAAGUGUGGCUAUGCGGGCUCCAACUUCCCAGAGCACAUCUUCCCUGCUCUGGUGGGCCGGCCUAUCAUCCGCUCCACGGCCAAAGUGGGCAACAUCGAAAUCAAGGAUCUGAUGGUGGGAGAUGAGGCCAGUGAGCUGCGCUCCAUGCUGGAGGUGAACUACCCCAUGGAGAAUGGCAUCGUGCGCAACUGGGACGACAUGAAGCACCUCUGGGACUACACCUUCGGGCCCGAGAAGCUCAACAUCGAUUCUCGCAAUUGCAAGAUCCUCCUCACGGAACCGCCCAUGAACCCCACCAAGAACAGGGAGAAAAUCAUUGAGGUAAUGUUUGAGACAUACCAGUUCUCCGGGGUUUACAUUGCCAUCCAGGCUGUGUUGACACUCUACGCUCAAGGUCUGCUGACUGGCGUGGUAGUGGAUUCGGGCGAUGGCGUCACCCACAUCUGCCCCGUCUACGAGGGCUUCUCCCUGCCCCAUCUGACCCGACGGCUGGAUAUCGCGGGGAGGGACAUCACCCGAUACCUCAUCAAGCUACUGCUGCUGAGGGGUUACGCCUUCAACCACUCGGCCGACUUCGAGACGGUGCGCAUGAUGAAGGAGAAGCUCUGUUAUGUGGGCUACAACAUCGAGCAGGAGCAGAAGCUGGCGCUGGAGACCACUGUGCUUGUGGAGUCCUACACGCUGCCUGAUGGUCGGGUCAUCAAGGUGGGAGGCGAGCGGUUCGAGGCUCCCGAGGCUCUUUUCCAGCCCCACCUCAUCAAUGUGGAGGGAGUGGGUGUGGCUGAGCUCCUCUUCAACACCAUCCAAGCAGCUGAUAUCGACACCAGGGCUGAGUUCUACAAACAUAUCGUCUUGUCUGGGGGCUCCACCAUGUACCCAGGUCUGCCCUCACGCCUGGAGCGUGAGCUCAAGCAACUUUACCUGGAGCGUGUGCUCAAGGGCGACGUGGACAAGCUCUCGAAAUUUAAGAUCCGAAUUGAGGACCCCCCUCGGCGCAAGCACAUGGUGUUCCUGGGUGGGGCCGUGCUGGCUGACAUCAUGAAAGACAAGGACAACUUCUGGCUGACACGGGAGGAGUACCAGGAGAAGGGCAUGCGUGUCCUCGAGAAGCUGGGCGUGACUGUCAGAUAAACCCCCCCAGCGCCCUCCCCUCCCCCCAGCGCCUUCUACACCAACUAUAUAUAUCCAUCUCUCUGUCCUUCUCUUUUCUUUUGUUCUGCUACUUAUUCCUCUGAAGCACUCAUCCGUUUAUGGGGUUGGGGGGGUGUAUGGUGGGAGGGCAGCGGGUCUGUGUUUGUGUGUUGGCCUUUUGGGGUGGUGGUUGUUCACCUGUGGGGUGGGGGGACUAAACGACAGCAUUUCGGGGGGGGGGGGGGGAAUAUUUCUCGCUCUACCCGCUUCAACAGGCAAAAUCAAUGGGAAAAUUCCUAGAUUGGCGCAUCUCUCAUGGCCAGUGAUUCUCUCUGUUCUCCUCCUCCUUUCCUCUUCCUGCUUGGCAUUUCAUGCCUGCCAGUACACUUGCUCUGUGCAAGGUGCUCAGGAGUGGUUCACUCUAUUGCCCCAGGACUCAUUUUGGGGUGGGUGGGGGCAAGGCUGGACGGUUAUGUGGGUUCUGCCUUUUUUUUUUUUUUUUGGGGGUCACCGACUCGGGAGCCUUUCUGUCUGAGUUGGACGGAUGCCUCUACUCUGUUUCUUUGACUUCCCAAACGGAGUGUCUGCCUCUCCUCGUAAUAAAAAGGCAUUUCAUUCCGCUAAGGACAAAUCGAAAAUGUGUUUGCUGCAAGGACUUUUUUUUUUUAAUUUUUAAAUAAUUUUUAAAGUAGUUGGGGGGGGGGGGAUAUUUUAAAACGGUUUGCGUUAUUAUUUGGAUGUCUGAUUUCUUCCUCCGUGUCCUUUUGUAUUCUGGCAGUGCUUCGCUUCCAUCUUCUCGGCAGUAGAGAGCAAGAAUGCGUAGUCGCAUCAUGUACGAGCGGCGCCACUUCACACAACGCUUAGGAAAACUUCACCCUUCUGAGAAAAAUAAAAUAACGAACCAGAGACAGGGGCUACCUUGUCUCAAAGUGCUGUUUUUUUCAGGUGUUUUGAGGGAAGGGCGAGAGGGGUCAUCUUUGUAAUAUUAAAACCAACUUGGUGUAAUUUGACAUGGAGACAUUGUAAAAGCUGGUAUUUAAGUUUUGUUAGGCUCUCAUGUGUAUAUUGGAGACACUUCAUAUUAAGUAUAUAUAUUUUUUCCAUAAAUGUUUAUCCAGUGCCAACAACAGUUAUUGUAACUGGGUCAUUUUUUGUUUGUUUCUCUGUUUUGUUCAUAGCAUAACUGCUUAACGCCAAUUUAAAUAAAACAAAGUGAUUUAUAAAUAA
Molecule: messenger RNA, 2481 nt
Organism: Scleropages formosus (Asian bonytongue)
Lineage: Eukaryota; Metazoa; Chordata; Actinopteri; Osteoglossiformes; Osteoglossidae
Gene: actr2a
Product: actin related protein 2a
Exons: 9
Coding region: 70-1254 (394 amino acids)
Source: RefSeq, a predicted model, not a curated record